CUCGGCCCCCAUUUGUAAGUAAACUGUCUCUCUCCUUUUCCGCCCUCUCCCCGACCUCGACGGCGGAAGGUGAAACAAUGGCGGCGGCAAGCAGUAUGGCCGAGCUUGCAGACCUACGCCACAGCGGGCUCGAGUCUCUGCUGGAUCCAGUAGACAAUUCCCGCUCAGAGAGGUCACGGGUGGUGUUGACCAGCUAGAUCCGUUGGUUUUGAUGGCUGUUGGGCCGUCGGCAGUGGCACACGCCGACUCGUUGUGCGGGGUUGCAGCUGGACAACACGGCGGCUCUGCUGAGCAGAUCGAUUCCGGCCGCAAGAGGAAGCAGCCGCCUACUGAAUCCUUCGAGUCCACCAGAGAGUUGCACCCAGAUGCGCCAUUGUCGACCAGAAGGUAUACAUAGAAAAUUGAUUCUGUUCUUUAGUGCCUAUGUCUAAAAAGCCUCGUGAGCACUACUGCUGCUGUCAGCAAACUGGUCCUCUGUUUUUUUGGUAACCCUCCAUGCGUGCAAAGUGACCUGCAUAGUGUUUUCAAGGCAGAUUAUGUCGUCCAUGCGCGCAAUUAGCAUAUAGUAUAUUGUUUUCUGGGCAGAGCAUGUCAUGCAAAAGAGAAUCUUGGUCUGCUGUACACCAGCAAAAGCGAGUUUCGGGCCUGAAUUCCACAAAAUAGUGAAUCACAUGAUAAGGGGGAAAUAUAUGGUACUCCCACCCCUAGGGUGCUCGGGUGCUCCAAAACUCGGUAGCAUAUUUUUAAAUGUUCAAAAAAUUCUGAAAAAAAUCCAUCAUAUUGACACAUCAUCAAAGUAUGUUGUCAAAAAAUAUGAAAUCAAAAUUCGAAACAUAGCUUGAGAAACAUAAAUGACAAAUUCGACAGUAAAUAGUACACAACAUAUGUUGGGCUUUAGAUUAGGCCCAUUAUCACAUUGAUGCCCAUUUUGUCAUUUUUGUAUCUGGAGCAAUGUUUUGAAUUUUUUUAACGACAUACAUUGAUGUUGUGUCAAUGUGCUGGAUUUUUUUUCCAGAUUUUUUUGAACAUUUUAAAAUGUGUUACUGAGUUUGAAGCACCGGGAGCACCCUAGGGGUGGGAGUACCAGAUAUUUCCCCACAUGAUAAGUGUGGAGCAGUUUGAGACUGCACGGGGCCUGCUGAUUGAGAAAUACAAUUUGAAGUCCCACAAUUACAUGACAAAUCUUUAUGAGAUACGACGUAAGUGGGCAAAGCCAUAUUUCAAAAGUCUCUUCUGCGCCAAAAUGACGAGCACACAACGUAGCGAGAGUGCAAACAAUAUGUUGAAGACUUACAUGCCGGCAGCAAAGCCCAAUGCAUGUGUUCGUGCGACAGCCGACAGUACAUGAGGCUUCAAUUCGACCGAGAAUCGGAUGAGAGCUACCAAGAGAAAAGGACAAGAAUUAGUGGUGCUGUGAUGAGAACAAAUGUUGAUAUCCAUAGGCAUGCAAGUAAAUUUUAUACAAGAAAGAUGUUUGAGCUAUUCGCUGAGAACGUCUUCAAAGGUGCAGCAUACCAGGUAGAGGAAUUUUUGCGGAAGAAGAAAUACGUCGCAAGGCACAAUGACGCCGACAAACGUGAGAAAUGGAGUAAAGUGGAUUUCGAGGUGAGCAUAUCAGAUGAUGGCGACUGGUUCGACUGUGAAUGUGGGCAGUUCGCCCACAUGGGGAUGCAAUGUUGCCAUGGUCUGAAGGUUAUUUUCUCAAUGUGGAGAUACCCAAGCGGCACAUCAUUAAGAGGUGGACGAAAGGUGCAAGGGACAUUUUGCCACAACACAUUGCUCACUUUCAGAAAGACCAGGCUGCCAAUCAAUUUUCAGCAGCCGGAGCUUGACUUUGUACCUACAUGCCAUGGGACUUGUCAGGAUUGGGGACUCAUCAGUCGCGACCUACGAGCUUGUGCUCGCUAGGAUUAAGGAUUUAAUCAUGGAGGUAUCGCCAUCGGCUGAAACCAAGGAUAGCCUAGGGAUCGAGGAUAGGCUUGUUGCUGAAUCAAACCGGAAAAACAUUGGAUCAGCGAGUGCUCUCCAUAACAUCGAAGGAGAAAUGGUAGCAAAUGAGAAAGCAUGACCGGUUCUAACAAUUGGGAUGCCCUCGCUGGACUGUCAGCUCCGAGCAAGAAGUGUGGUGUUGGGCGGCCUUGCUCAAGCAAAGUAAAGACGCCAUAUGAAGGAUUCAGUAAGCAAAUGAGAUUCUGCAGUAUAUGCAUUGCCAGGCCAUAAGAAGGCCACCUGCCCAGAGAGGGGCGAUGUGCCAAAGCAGACUCUCAAGACGGACACCGCCGUACUUCUUGCACGAGGCCCCUCCUAGGAAAUGCAUCUUAAUACUUUUUUCCGGCUAUGUGUAAUGUUAGAAUAAUAAUAAUUGAGGAUUUUCUAAUUGAUGGCUUGUGUCUGAACCUCCAUGCUUUUUGC
This is a messenger RNA of Triticum aestivum (bread wheat), 2412 nucleotides long. RefSeq lists its product as uncharacterized. The transcript has 4 exons. The coding region runs from base 1318 to 1908 and encodes 196 amino acids. Gene Ontology annotation, molecular function: zinc ion binding. The record is from RefSeq and is a predicted model, not a curated record. Lineage: Eukaryota; Viridiplantae; Streptophyta; Magnoliopsida; Poales; Poaceae.